Messenger RNA from Cuscuta campestris, 3433 nucleotides. NCBI's taxonomy places the organism in Eukaryota, Viridiplantae, Streptophyta, Magnoliopsida, Solanales, Convolvulaceae. The record is from the annotation of a GenBank genome assembly.
CUGACCCCAUACAUCGUGCACUCUUGAAGUAGUUCGAUACUCUUUUGCCUAGUUACCUAGGCCCCCGGGUUCCAUAACCCAACAUUGGUGCUCUCAUUGAGAGUGUUGAACAUAUCAAGCGUGCUCCAAAGAAAAUGGUGGCGUCAAGAAUAGUGACUAGGUCUUCUACCGCCGACGUCGGUGGUGGUCUCAAGAUGACCGUCACGGCGUCGAUCGGCGCGGGCCACGACGAACUGGACAUCAGCCUCAAUGACGUCGCCAGCCAGAAUACCACUGAUCUGCGUCACCGCAUUCCCAGGCGGCGGACGAUGAACGCUGGGGGGUCCCAGGCGCCAACCCAGCAGGUGCCCACCCAGGGCGCUGGCGUUCUAACUCAGCCUUCUCCCAAUGGGCUUGUGCGUGGAGGAGGCAUGGUGUUGCCCGGUGAUUUUAACUCACCAUUUUUCCAGUUUGGGGAGACCUCCGGUGCGAGGACCCCAGGUCCAGACCCUAGCGGUUUCUGGGACAUGAUGAGGGCAAUGAUGCUCAAUCAGCCCAUGACCGGUUUCUGCAUGCCGGUCACGAUGCUGCAGCCGACGUUCCAGCCUGACGGACGUCGUGAGGUCCAGCAGAACGUGGUGGAAAGUGCGGAACUUUUCGCCCAACACCUGAAGAAUCUAAUGGCGGACUUCUGCUUGAAUCCUUCGCCCGAGGGACCUGAGAACAAGGAGUUUAGCCGAUCCCAGCAGCGGGACAAGGGUAAGGGCCCGGAGCGCAGGGCCAACAAGAAGAAAGCUAGCCAUCGGGACAAAGAGACGGCGAGCAAGCGCCGUGAACCCCCAAAGGAAGGACAAGGUGAGAGUGAGUCGCACGUAUCUGUGUUCAGCCGGAUGCGAGUGCCAGUCACAGAACGGCUGUAUGGCCGACGGAAUACCUUCCUGCAGAGCGAGGCGGGGAAGAUCUGGAUGCCUUGCGAGGAACAGUGUAACCGACACAGAGAGGAGCACUUCAACCGGUACCAAACCCUCAUGAACGUGGUGACGUUCUCCGAGGAGGUUCUUUGCAGAUCGUUUCCCGCCACUCUCGACGGGCUGGCAUCUGAAUGGUUCAAUGAAUUGCCUGAAGGGAAGAUCGAGUCGUGGGAAGACUUGGCGCGAAGAUUCCUGGUGCACUUUGCCGGCAACAGGAAGAAGAAACUGCAUUUUUUACACCACUUGUCGGUCCGACAGAGACCCGACGAGCCACUGAGGGAAUUCCUGGCAAGGUGGAAGCUGGAGACCACCAGGGUUUACGGAGCGGAUGACAAAACCAGGCUAUCCACUUUUCAUCUGGUCUUACGAUCGGGGGACUUCUCCAAGUGUCUGGCCUUGGAGAAGCCGAGGGAGUAUUCCAACGCGCUGGCCAUGGCGGAGGAUGAAGCCGAGGCAGAGGAGUUGGAGGCAAAUAAGAAGAAGGAAGAAGCAGGGAGGCUGGGUUCAAUCGCGAUGGCAGUGAGGCCUACACUGAGGAAGGUCACCAUUGAUGAGCGACCACAUUUGCCAGUCGGAAACCGCUUCCGGAAGGGUAGGGACCCGCGCGACCGACGAUCGCACGGAAAAGAUGUAUAUGAAGAAGGGAGUGAGGAAGCAGCUGGUCAUGACACAGACGCGUGUAAGGUCCUCAAGAGGGAGAUCGAGAACCUAAUCCAGGCGGGAUAUUUGCGACAGUUCGUCAAAAAGAAGAGCACGUGGCGCAAGGACGACGGAAAGAAGAGCGGGGACAAUCGAGGGAAGAAACCGGCGGGAACUCAGCAGAAGAAGAGGAAGGAGAUAGGCCUGCUGAGCGACGAGGAAGAAGAGGACGACCCUAGACAGAAGAGGAUCGAAGAGAGCCGGAUGAUCUACGGUGGUAACACCGGAGGGGAUAAUGCUGAACAAAGGAAAAAAUGGGUACACUCGGCGUACGUCGGGGACGUUCGCAGUGCACCUGGACCGUCGAAGGUCGCAAAGACAGAGCCCCUCCUGUUGGUCCAAAGGACCUGCCUGAGAUCCCAUCACCCCACAGAGACGCCUUGGUCGUCAGGAGACAUCAUUGACUCAGAAGGCCUGAUCGAAGUGAUGGUCACCUCUGGCGAUGGAGAGCACAGGAAGACCAUCCCGGCCGAAUUCAUGGUAGUGCGACUCCUGGGAUCCCACAAUCUGAUUUUGGGUCGGCCUGCACUGGAAGAUCUCGAUUCCGUAACGUUGGUGAAGUAUCUAAGCAUGAAAUUCCCUACCGAUUCGGGAAUAGGAGUGUGCCGAGGAAACCAGAACCUCGCCCGACUCUGCUACCAGAAGCAAACAAAGAAGAUGGACGCCCAGGAUCUUAGAGUGGACAGUAUUGCCACAGCACUUUUGAAGGAGGAAGAAGGCCGUCCUCGAGCUGAGCCAGCCGAGGAUACAGAAGAUGUGGUGAUAAUGGAGGAGCAUCAGGAGAAGAAGAUCAAGCUCGGUACUAACAUCAGUUCCGAGCUUCGAUCAAAGAUCAUACAGUAUCAGAUACAGAUGAAGCCGAGAGCAGCAAUCAAAGCCCAGGCCUUGGCCAAUUUCAUGGUGGAAUGUACGGCACGUGACAACAACCCCAUACCAACGGCCAAGGAGGGAGAGUGGUGGACUUUGUCUACUGAUGGAUCAUUAGCUGGAAAGGCUUGCGGUGGGGGCGUGGUAAUCCAAUCACCUGAAGGAUUCCGCUCCUAUCAUGCAAUAAAAUUCCAAUUCAAAGUGUCCAACAACGAAGCCGAGUAUGAGGCGUUGCUGAGUGGCCUGAGGCUCAUCCUCAACCUGAAGGCUGAGUACGUCAGGAUCAGGUGCGAUUCGCGCCUGGUCGUUAGUCAGAUCAAAGGAGCGUUCGACACCAAGGAGGAAAGAAUGCGUCUAUACAAGGAAGCGGCCCUGGAAUUGCUCAAAAUUCUUAAAGGAUACGAGCUUGUACAGAUCCCGAGGGCAGAAAACACUGAGGCCGAUGUUCUAUCCAAACUGAGCAACGACGACCCCGAGCACAUCUCCAAGAUGGCCCGUGUUGAGGACCUGGGAUCUCUGAGCAUUCACGUGCAGCUCGUUUCUAUUAUCACCGAGGAAGCCAACGGCUGGAUCGCAGAAUUGAUCCGAUACAAGAAGGAUGGAAUUCUCCCCGGAGAUGAGACGACGGCCCGUUUGAUCAAACGGAGGGCACCGUCAUAUGUCAUUGAGAAUGGCCGGCUAUACAAUAGAUCAUAUAAUGGCACAUUGCUAAGGUGUGUUGAUGAGGCCAGAGCGGGGCAGAUCAUGGAAUAAGUCCACGAGGGAGUAUGCGCGGCGCAUCAAGGUCCUUUCUCAAGUGCGCCAAGCAAUGCAAAGUGUGCCAAAUAUUCCAGAACAUUCCGGGAAGACCGGGAACCAGCUAUCAUCCCAUCAGCUCGUCGAUCCCUUUUGCUCAUUGGGGGAUAGACCUGAUAGGA